Anopheles moucheti is the source of this 653-nucleotide messenger RNA. Its product is annotated as ecdysteroid-regulated 16 kDa protein-like. Gene Ontology annotation, molecular function: sterol binding. The coding region runs from base 1 to 519 and encodes 172 amino acids. The record is from RefSeq and is a predicted model, not a curated record. NCBI's taxonomy places the organism in Eukaryota, Metazoa, Arthropoda, Insecta, Diptera, Culicidae. The transcript is spliced from 4 exons. Gene Ontology annotation, biological process: sterol transport.
AUGAAGUGCCUCCAAACGGUUGCGUCCGUCGUCCUGCUGGCACUGUGCCUCCAUGUGGCUGCUGCCGAAAUUGUGAACUUCCAGAAAUGUCCUGGUGAAGUCGCUGAAAAGUGUACAGUUCACCAAGUCUCGAUCUCACCAUGUCCGGAAGCUGAGCAAGGAAAUGUUUGCGUCCUACUCACUAAAUCGCAAGUUAACUUAACAUUCGAUUUUACUCCGGAGUUCGAUGCUCAUAACCUCACUGCCGAUGUGGCCUGGACUAGACCCAAAGUGGAUCUGCCCUUUGUUGGAUUGGAUAAGGAAGCCUGCGAGCGUACCAAUUGUCCGGUAGUCUCCGGUAACCGGCAAACGUAUACCUACAAUUUGACCAUCAAAAAAGAGUACCCUCCGCAAGCUUACGACGUCAAAUGGAAGCUAACGAGCGAGAACAAUGAUUCCUGCUGCUUUAUUGUACAGAUCAACAUCGCCAAGAAGAAAAAGUCCGCUAAAGGUACCCAGUCCGAUGAUGACGAGGAAUAGUGCGGCACGAGAAUCUUUCAAGUGUCCACACACAUCACACGAAGAAUAUUAUUAGUGCUCCAAACCGUGCAACCGAGCAAAUCGGUGAAAUGAAAUGAAUAUCAAUAAAAAUGGUCAAAGCAGGCCGAACUGUU